This is a messenger RNA of Propithecus coquereli (Coquerel's sifaka), 1405 nucleotides long. It is a transcript of the gene SPRED3, whose product is annotated as sprouty-related, EVH1 domain containing 3. Lineage: Eukaryota; Metazoa; Chordata; Mammalia; Primates; Indriidae. The transcript is spliced from 5 exons. The record is from RefSeq and is a predicted model, not a curated record. Gene Ontology annotation, molecular function: protein kinase binding. Gene Ontology annotation, biological process: negative regulation of MAPK cascade; multicellular organism development. Gene Ontology annotation, cellular component: membrane. The coding region runs from base 9 to 1319 and encodes 436 amino acids.
GAGGGGAGAUGAGGGUUGGGGAAACAUUCAGUGGGAGAGCAGGAUUUGAAUUCACUGACUGUCAUCCCUGUCGCCCCCCCUCCAGGUACAUGGUGCGGGUCCGAGCUGUGGUGAUGGCCCGAGAUGACUCCAGUGGGGGCUGGCUGCCUGUGGGGGGCGGGGGCCUCAGCCAGGUGAGCGUAUGUCGGGUCCGAGGGGCCAGGCCCGAGGGGGGGGCCCGCCAGGGGCACUACGUCAUCCACGGGGAGCGCCUCCGGGACCAGAAAACGACCUUGGAGUGUACCCUGAGGCCAGGCUUGGUGUACAACAAGGUGAACCCCAUCUUCCACCACUGGAGCCUGGGUGAAUGCAAGUUUGGGCUGACGUUUCAGAGUCCUGCAGAGGCCGAUGAGUUCCAGAAGAGCCUGCUGGCAGCGCUGGCCGCGCUGGGUCGAGGCUCACUCACCCCCUCCUCUUCCUCCUCCUCCUCCUCCCCUUCCCAGGACACCGCAGAGACCCCCUGCCCUCUGACGUCCCACGUGGACAGCGACUCCUCCUCCAGUCACAGCCGCCAGGAGACGCCUCCCGCCACCGCGGCCCCCAUCAUCACGAUGGAGUCUGCUUCUGGCUUCGGGCCGACCUCGUCCCCCCAGCGCCGCCGCUCCUCCGCUCAGAGCUACCCUCCGCUUCUACCGUUCACGGGGAUUCCGGAGCCCUCAGAGCCCCUGGCCGGGGCAGGGGGCCCGGGCUGGGGCGGCCGCGGCUAUGAGGAUUACCGGCGCUCUGGGCCGCCGGCGCCCCUCGCCCUGUCCACCUGCGUCGUGCGCUUCGCCAAGACCGGCGCGUUGAGGGGCGCAGCCCUGGGGCCCCCAGCGGCACUACCUGCCCCUCUGACCGAUGCUGCGCCUCCAGCGCCCCCGGCUCGCCCGCCCCCGGGCCCGGGCCCAGCCCCUGCGCCGGCCAAGGCCUCCCCGGAGGCGGAGGAGGCGGCGCGCUGCGUGCAUUGCCGCGCGCUGUUCCGCCGCCGCGCUGACGGGCGUGGUGGCCGCUGCGCGGAGGCCCCGGACCCGGGUCGCAUACUGGUGCGCCGUCUCAGCUGCCUGUGGUGCGCCGAGAGCUUGCUCUACCACUGCCUGUCGGACGCCGAGGGCGACUUCUCGGACCCCUGCGCCUGCGAGCCUGGCCACCCGCGCCCCGCCGCGCGCUGGGCCGCGCUGGCCGCGCUCUCCCUGGCCGUGCCCUGCCUCUGCUGCUACGCGCCCCUUCGCGCGUGCCACUGGGUCGCGGCGAGAUGCGGCUGCGCCGGCUGCGGGGGUCGCCACGAGGAGGCUGCACGGUGAGGACGGCCUGGCGGGUCCCGUAGCCGGACCGAGGACCCAAAAUGGAGGGUCCAGGACCCCGGACUCCAUUCGGACCUAAAACCCAA